Molecule: messenger RNA, 8067 nt
Organism: Stylonychia lemnae
Lineage: Eukaryota; Ciliophora; Spirotrichea; Sporadotrichida; Oxytrichidae
Source: the annotation of a GenBank genome assembly
AUGAUUGCACUCACUAGACAAGGCUAAAUAUAUAUCUGGGGAGAGUUUAGUGUACCUACUCCUUCAGAGGAUGGGAAUCAACCGAAGCUAUCUGACUCUAAUUCUAAAAGAUAGUUAUUUUUAUAUAGCCCGCAACAUAUUUCCUAUGAGGGAACUCUAUAUGCUUGGGGAGAUGAUUCAGAGACUAGAUAUGGAAUAUUAGGGCUGGGAAACUAAUAUAAGGCUUUAAGGCCUUGUCCAAACAGUCAACUCUUUGAUUAUAUGAUAAAAAAUGUAAGUUUGACUGACACUCAUGGAUGUGCUGUUGACUCCACUGGAAGACUUUUUUGUUGGGGUUACGGACCUAAUGGAGAACUUGGAUUGGAGAACUAACUUCAAUAAGUUUCUGUUCCAACCAUUGUUACAAAACAAAAGCAGAUAACAAUUAAAAAGGCUGUAGCUCACUCUACUUAUACAGUGUUCAUUUCAAGCGCUGGAUAUGUUUAUCUCUUUGGAACCCUUCAUUAAUCAAUUGCUAGAAUGCAGACAAGCUAGAAUAAAAUGGGAUUCUAAUAAAACACAAACUUGAAAAUGUCCUAACUUCAAAGUAUUGAUAAGUCUAUCAAAGAAAACAACCUUUAAAAAUCUUCAAACAGAGCUACCAAUUGUAACAUUUUAAAUGCUUAAUAAAUUUUAGCGAUGAUUUAGAUCAUGAGUUUAAGUGAGAAUUUUAUCUCUGAUUUAGUCUGUGGGGAUUCUUUUAUUAUUUGCCUUACACAAGGAGGGGAUUUGUUCUUCGUGGAUGACGCAUUAGAGUCAGUUUAAAUUAGUAUUUAGCCUAUUGAGAAUGUGGCUAUUAGUGGAAGCAAAAUUGUUGGAAUAUCUCAGGAUUAGAAGAUAUAUGAAUGGAGUACUGCUGGACUUAAUAAGUUAUCUUUUAAUAAGGAAAAUAAGAUGCUACUUAGAUAAGAUUUUUAAAUUAAGGAGUACUCAAUUAAAGGUGAUUUCCAAAAGGAGGCUAGACUAUUUAAUUUUCCACUUUCAAGAUAAACAAUCGGCCUAUUAUUCCAAGAUGAGUAAUUCUCAAUUAGAUCGAUUAAAUAAGAGUAAUCCAUAAUUGAUCCUGAUGGAGAUUCGAAACUUGAUAAUUAGAUUGUUAUCGCAGAUUUAAUUCCUAAUUCAAUAAAGCAAUCACAUUUCAAUCCUCUUUGCAAUGAAAGCUCGGUCGACCAAUCAAAAGAUUAUGGUGAUGAAAAUUAGCCAUCAGCUGAUAAGAAUAAAUACACUUAGAAUUAAUUGUUGACAGUAUCAGAUGAUUCUUUUUAAAAUCCAGAUAUCACUCCUGAAAUAUCAAUAGCUGUUAAUGAAUUCACAAAUAAGCAUGAUAAUCAGCCAUCAUUUAGAGUAACAGAAGAAACUCAAAAUGAAGAAUUAAUUCCACCAAGUCAAUUUAUGAACGAAAGGGAUCUUUAGAAUAUUUUCAAUUAUUAAUAGGAUAAGUCGAGUGUUUAGCAAUAACUGAUGGCAACAAACAAUGAGAACAAUCCCUAGAAUAUUUAGAGCAGAAAGUCAAAAGGAGCAGUCAAUAAUUUAUUUAUGGCAGUUAAUCAGAACUAGUUCUUUUUAGAUUAGUCGAAUAACUUUGAACCAGCUCUAGGUUAGAAUUUUCCAUACAGACCUUCAUCAAUCAAAGGAAUAAAACAAUCCAACGAUAAAUCAUUAUUCUCAUUACACAACAACUCAAGCCCAUCUUUAAAGCAAUGCGCUGAUUAAAUGAAUCCUUUGGAAAGAAACUCAAAGAUAGAGCUUUCAUAUCCCUCAUUUUUAAAUAAUAGCAAUGACAACUAAUUUAAAGAAAAUGUUGGUACAGCUAAUCCAAAUAUAGAAGCUUUUCCAAUGUCUCCAGCGGAGGAUUCCUCUCAUAAAAUACCAGUUAUUAAUCUUUAAGAGAGACUUUAAUAGGUUUAUCUUGAGGAUUAGCAAAAUCGAGAUCAACAGGAAGAACCAGAGGAAUAAAGACUUGAAUUUUAAAUUAAAUUUUAACCUUGUGAAUCUAUGAACCUUUCCUAAUCUUAAAAUAGUUCAAGAGAAGCAAGUAUAAUUAAAACCACAAGGAAAAUAGAUGAUAAAAUUGAGUAAUCAAUGGAGAUUACUAUUGAUAAUAUAAGGAUACAAGCAAAGAGAACUACUACACCUAAGAGGAUUUUGAAUAAUUACAGCUAAUAUAAGAGGCUUAUAGCUAAUCAAAACUCACAAAAUAACUAAGACUCUAAUUUAACUUCAAAUAAGUCAAGAAAUUCAAAUUCAAUGACUAGUGAAUUAUCAAGUGGGUUCAAUUUAACUUAAAAUUCACUUCAAAGAACAAAUAGAGAAUCUAAGAUAUAGGCCAAUUAAAAUCCUUAAGAGUAAGCUUAGGUUGUAAAUCAAAAGAAAAAUUUGAAAAAAUUGAGUAACUCUUGCGGAUCCUAUAAGGGUAAUAACAAAAAAAGAAGUUUCAUUUAAGCUGUCUUAUAAAAUCAAGUCUAAAACUAAAAUUUUAAGAUAGAUAAUGUAUAGACUAGUGUUACUCAAAUAUACGAAGCUUGUCCUUUAAAGGAAGAAUCAAGAAUCAUUGAUAAACAGUUUAAAUAAGAAAGAGAGGAGACUAAUAAUGAAGAAGAAAAUGAAGAGCAGGAAAACAUGGAUAUGACUGAGCUAAAUUCAAUUAGUGAACAGCAAUAAGAUCAUAGCUAAAAAUAGUUUGAGCCUAACGAAAGCUAGGGCAUUUAUUAUAUCUAUGGUGAUUAGUCGAGCUAAAAUAUAAGAAAUUAUCAAUUACAAAAUCCAAAUGAGCACUUUAAAAGAUUUUCCUAAAUGAUGCCCAAGGACGGAUUCUUUUAAAGAGAAUCACUGGGACCCAUCACUCAAUAAACUGAUGAGAACUUCGAGGUGGAAUAUACUAUCAGCAACAGCUGUACUCCUGACUCUAAGUAAUCAGAAUCUAAUAUAAAAAGAAGAAUAAACUUUGAUGAUGCUGGAGAUUACAGUGGAGCUAUUAUUAGAGUUUCUGAUACUACAAGUAAUAAUAGAUUGAUUACGUCUUUCACUUUAAAUCUUAAUAAUACUAUCAAUAAUAACCGUAAUAGACAAUUUGAUAAUCAAGAUAGAGGAUAAAUUAAACAUUAAAGAGUCAAUAACCAACUCAAUCAACAAUAAUUGCACAAUUAAGGAGACUAAUCACAAAGCUUUAUCUUUAAUUAGACUUAAAGUCCAAUCACAGCAGGUGUCCAACCAUUUACUGAUGAAAACAUGGUUAGCAAUAUUAAAUCAGUGUCAACUCCAAGUAAUCAUGGAAAUACAACUCAUAUUAUGAUGUUGACAGAAGAAAAAUUCAAAAAUUUAAGAACUGAGAUCUCUUAAUAGUAAGAUCCUCAAAAUAAUAAUUUUAUUGUAACAUAAAAUCCCUUGUUAACUUCACCCAAUAUGAAUGAUUAUGGAAACUAUACUAAAGGAGAGUCUAUGAAAUCCUUAUUUAUAGGUUAGAACUCUAAUAUUCAAAAUCUGUCAAGUUUUAUUCAGCAUUCGAGGUAUUUUUAGGUUUAUGAGAAUUUUAGAAGAGGAUUCCUAAUUCUAAAUAAACUUAAACACUUUAGAACCUCCUAAUCUCUUAGAUAAGUAAGAAAGUAUACAUAAAAUAAAAAAUAGAAGGUAGAAUUCCUUCAAAAUUUCGCUAAGUAUUUUACGAACAUUCUCAGACAUCACAUUAACUAACAAAAGCAUUUUGGGUUUAAGAGAAUAAAGAAAUUUUUCAAGGAAAGAUAACUUUAAGUUUACAUUCAAAAAAAAUAGAAUGAAUUUGCUAUAAAGACAUCAGCCUUGGUCAAAAUUGAUUAAAUCAUUAUCAAUCAUUAAACUAUUAAUCAGCAGUAGAGUCUUAAAAAUCUGAUUGAAUUUUCUAAUUAAAUAAAGAAAGCAAAGCAAGAGAGACAAAGAAAGAGUUUAAGUGCCCUUUUUAUGAUAGUCUAAAGAAAAUCUAAAUAAAUUCAAGAAAAGUCUUUAAGAUCGAUUCAGAAUUGGAUAAAUGAGAAAAGAAUAUUGGAGAUGAACUUCAGAAUGCUUUCAAGGAUAGUUAGCAAAAUAGUUUAAAAAUAGAAGAAGAUGUAUUUCUAAAGAAUAAAAGAGACAUUGAUUGUUAGAUAGAGAUAAAAACAGUUAAUAGAGUUAAUUUUCUUUAGACAGCAAAAAAAGGCUUUUAUCAAUUUCAAAAGCAAUAUUAUAAAAUCCAUAUAGCUUGAGUAAACUCUGAUAGGACUAGUUUAAGUUAUAGAAAAUGCAACAUUUAAUAGAAGAUUUAGCAAAUGCUUUUAAGCAUGGAAAGAAAGAGUUGCAUUCCAUAAAAAAUUGAUCAUAGCAUUUGAGAUGCUAAAUGAUAUAAAUGAACAUCAGACUAAGCUGAAGUAUUUUAAUAACUUUAAAUUCAGCAUUUAAUAAAUCUAUCAAAGACAAUAAUACCAUAAUACUCUUAAAGCAUCUUUACUUCUCUUAUUCAGGAAAAUAGAUGACUUAAAAAAGAACUAAACAAGAUAUGCCUUUAAAGUUUUAUUAGAUUAAACUUUCGAAUAAUCUGAUGAUACUAUGAUGAUCCAUAAAUCAAAUACCUUAACGAAUCUUUCAUUUAAUUUGCAACCAGCAGUAGAGAUGUCUUUGAUAUUAAAUCAUAGAAAGAAAAGCAAUAAUAAUCUAAACAGAACUGACUUUAAAGGACUUCUCUAAGAUCCAAAUGUAUCUAACAUUCACUAUUAGACUCAUUAAUAACCUCCAAAGAGCCAAGGAAGAAAACUUAAUAAGCCGAAAGAAAAUAAGAUUCAGAAAUAAAACUAGAACACAGGAGAUAAAAAUAAGAGACCUACUUUGAAUGAUUACUUAAGCUUCACCCCAAAUUCAGCUUCAAAUUAGAAAUAAAAUUAAAGCAAAUUCUUUAAUAGGAGAAAAACUGAGGCUGGAUGUUCAAGUGCAAAAAAUUAAGAUAAAAGUGGAAUCAGUCUUUAGAAGAAUGGAAAACUUUAUUUAGAUUGCCCAUUACCAAUCAAAGAUUAUUAAGAUAAAGUAAAUAGAAGGAACAAUUCAAAUUAACAAAGUUUCGAAAAUAUGAAUCAGCUCAAUGUAUCUAUCAAAGAUAUGAAUAAAGCAUUCAGAGAUUAGAUUAAUAAACUCAAGGAGAGGUAAGAAGAUAAUGAGAAUAGCUAUAUUUCAUCAUUCUAAAAUAUAACUUGCUAAGAUUAGAGCUUUGAUUUAAAAUUGAAUCAAUUGCAACUCUAACUUUCAUAAACUCCAGAUUAAUUCAACAAUUAAAGUGGAGAAAAGUACAAGAAAAAAUUAGAUUUUGAUAAGCAUAGUAAGAAUAUUAGUCCAAAAAUUAAUCCACUCUGUGUAAGUGAAUCCUAUCAAUUGCACAAAGGUGGAAUCACAUAGACUUAAAACUAAAGUAUCUAAAAUUAUCAUGAGGAAAUGCAAUAAUAGUUUAUAAACUAUCCUAAUUAAUAGCAAUAAUGGCAAUAAAUUCAAACUCAACAGUAGAGAUAAGUCACUCAAAACUAUUACAAAGAUUACAGUUCAAUAAAGGAAGUUUAAUUGGGAGAAUAAAUUGAUCAAUAUGCUACCUACGACCAUAAUUCAGCUCCCUAAACUUCAACAUUUGGGGCUUUGAGGAUUAAAAAUGAUGAAAAUAUUAAUGAACCGGAAGAUGAUAGACUAAAAGAUGUAAAUAAAAGUCAAGUUGCUAUUGCUUAAAGAGAGGAUUAUUCCUAAUUAGAGAGACAAAAAUCUGAUUUAAGCCAAAAUCUGCCCUAUGGCUCAAAUAUCAGUAGAAAGAAGAGCGAUUAAAGGUAUCAAAUUAGUUCAAUCUUGGAAUAGGAAUAUUCCUUAGAAGUUCAACAGAGGCAUGAUAUGUUUGAUGAAUAUGAGCAAGAGGAAAAAGAAAUUCAUCUCGGCAGAAUUCAGAGUGCAAAUAAUAUUGAAACAGAUAAUACUAAAAAUAGCAUUAUAGAGAUGUCUAAGAAUGUAAACUAAUCAAAUUUUUCCCAAACUUAGGAUAUUUCUCAGGAUUUCAUUCAAAUGAGAAACAAUUUCUAAAUGAGAACUCAUGAUAUGAGAGGAACAGAGAUUCCUAUUUAAAAUGCCUAUGAAGUAUUCAAAGAAAAUCUGAGCUAAAAUCGUCAUCAUGGAAGCAAAAAAGUGUUCCAUAUUUCACCUAAAUUUAACGAUGAAUCUUUUGUGCCAAGUCAGCUUAAUAGAGAUUUAUUCAAUGAGAUGGCAUAAAAUUACUAAAUGCUUGAGCUCACUCCUGAGGCUGAUUAUUAAAUGUUGUUGAACAAUAAAUCAAUUUUUAAUAGAGAAGAAAGCAUCUACUCAAAUAAUUAAUAUGCUGAGCCAAUAGAAAUGGCUUUAAGUCCUAGAGUAAUUCACGAUGUUUCUAUUAUCAAUCAUUAGAAUAUCACAACAAAUGCAAGUCAACUCAAUUACUAUGGCAUGGAAACUUAGCAAGAUAAACUCCCCGAGGAUAAUGAUAAUGACUAUGAUGAGGAAGAUGAAUUAGAAGAAAAUUAAAUAGUGAUUGAAAAUGGAAGAGAGAGCAGACCAUAUGACUUUUAGUUAUCCUCUCAUAGCAAGUAUAAAAUUAUUUCAGAGAAUUUAUAAGCUAAAAAUGUCUUGAUCUCAGAAUCUGCUUAGCCUAGUAUAAUUAUAUCUAACAAUAAUACUAUCUGCAAAAAGCUAAGCUUUGGGUAUGAUCUAGCUAAGAAAACAAAUAAGCUCCCAACUAAUUAGCAAAGAAGCACAUUUAUGGUGAGUGGAGGAGAGCAAACAAUCAAUUUUAAUUUAACCUAAGAAGAAGAAGAUGAGCAUUUAGAUGAUAGCGGCGAUAAUUUGCAUCAAAAUUCUGACGAAGAACUUGAGGUUGGAGAAGAAAAACCAGCAGAAUUCACAAACCAUAUAAAUAUGGCAUUACCAGAUUCUAGGAUUCUUUAGCAAGAGUUAUAAGAGGAAAAAUUCAACAUGACCUUAUCUUAAUAGGAAUUAUUGUAGAUAACUCACAAUAGACUUUAAAAAAUGCAGCAGCAUUAGUUUGCAAUGACUUAAAGAGAUAAUACUUCCCAUCCAUCGAAACCUUAAUAUACUGCAUAAGAUAUUAUUUCAGCUAAUGUUCUCAAGCUCAGAAAUAUUGUUAAGGUUUCCCCAAGGUACAAUCAUAUCGAAACCUCUUCAAGUGAUGAUUUCUAGUCUAAAAUUAUUUCAGGACACCAAUCAACUAGGAAUCAAAAGGUCCAAGGUUUCUUUAAUUAAAAAUCUAAUCCAGCUACUUAGUCCUAUGAAAUGCAGAUGUAUUAGACACAAGCAACUAGAUAAUCAACUAAUAAUUUCUCAGCGACCCAGGAGCCUUUUAUAUUCAAGUCGUUUGUGUAAGGCAAUAAUUCUAUCUUAGCAUAAAACAAAAAUAUCACAAACAGUCAAGUUCUUUUGAACAAUAAGCAAAAAUAGACAAAAGGGCAGUAGUAUCUAGGAGAGAGUGCAAGAAACCCUUCAAAAGAUGGAGGCUGUAAUAGCAAUAAUAGCAGUGGAUUUGCUAAAAUGUAAGAAAGAAAGUAGAGUGUUCCAACCACAAUGAAGCAACUACCUCAUCAGUAAUCUUAAACAUCAUUGGCUGAGAAAUCUAAUGGAAAUAUCAGAAAAAGUGGAAGCAACGGAGGAUACUAGCCACUUACAUUUAGAGCUCCAAUUGCAACUCAAAAUAAUAAUCUGAAUCUUAAUUAAUAUAAUUCUUUCGGCUCUACUGCAAAUACUAUGGGAAUGAAAAAUAAUUCUGGAAGUAAUAUGUUUGAGAGAAGGGUAUCUCAAUAAGAACCACCAUCUACUACAUCAAACAAGCAAAUAUCUGGAUUUGGAACUUAAAGUCAGAGAGCAUCUUAAAAUAGCUUGACUGGUAGAAGCAGAAAUGGAAAUGAGCAACUAUAAACCUUUCUCUCAAUGGGUAACAGAGUGAUGUCUAGUGUAACUUCAUCAUUAAAAUCAUCUCAAAACUCAUCUAUGCAAAAUGUGAGACAUAUGCACUGA